AUGAAUUUUUCAGUUAAUAUGGGUGCCGAAUACAGUCAACCGACACGACUUGCAGCAUUAAGCACUUUUAUAGCGGAUGCAAAUAGUGGUUCAGAAAGAGGUGCAUCUAGAGUACGUUGUUGGAAAUGUUCAGGUCAUGGACGACUUUAUAUUGAAGAAGAAUGCACUUCAUGUCGAUGUCAAGAUCAAGGAACUUGGUCGAAUUAUACAAGACAUUGUUCAUGUAAUGGCUAUGGUCGUAAAACAAGUACUCAAAUAUGUGAUGAUUGUCAUGGGCGAGGUUAUCGAUAA
Molecule: messenger RNA, 291 nt
Organism: Rotaria sp. Silwood1
Lineage: Eukaryota; Metazoa; Rotifera; Eurotatoria; Philodinida; Philodinidae
Source: the annotation of a GenBank genome assembly